This is a messenger RNA of Pseudovirgaria hyperparasitica, 1337 nucleotides long. RefSeq names its product aspartate-semialdehyde dehydrogenase. The record is from RefSeq and is a predicted model, not a curated record. Lineage: Eukaryota; Fungi; Ascomycota; Dothideomycetes; Acrospermales; Acrospermaceae. Gene Ontology annotation, molecular function: protein dimerization activity; aspartate-semialdehyde dehydrogenase (NADP+) activity; NAD binding. Gene Ontology annotation, biological process: L-threonine biosynthetic process. The transcript has 4 exons. Bases 135 to 1250 code for a protein of 371 amino acids.
CCUCCGAUGACUGAUGACUCUGCUGAACCCCGCACGCGUGUCUUUCGAACUUUCGACCCAAUACUUGGAAAGGUAGGUACUUAAGGAUAUAAGAUACAAUUGAACUGGUACCAGCCAGAGAUAUCUUCUAAAACAUGGACGCCGUAUCAUUCUCAUCUAGCAAGCCGCAAUUCCCCAAGAAGAAGUGCGGUGUCCUUGGAGCAACAGGCUCUGUCGGCCAACGAUUCAUCCUUCUUCUUGCUUUACAUCCUCACUUCACUCUUCAUGCAGUGGGUGCCUCAGAGCGAUCGGCAGACAAAAAGUACAAAGAUGCGGUACGGUGGAAGCAGGCAUUACCGAUGUCGAAAGAACUGGGUGAGCUGGUAGUGAGGCGAUGCACGCCAGAAGAAUUCAAAGACUGCGACCUGGUAUUCUCCGGGUUAGACAGCGAUGUCGCAGGAGACGUUGAAAUGGCAUUUCUCAAAGCCGAACUCGCAGUUUUCUCCAAUGCUAAGAACUAUCGUCGCGAUCCCCUCGUCCCUCUCGUCGUUCCGACCGUAAAUCUUCCUCAUCUCGACGUUCUCACGCACCAGCGCAAACACUAUAAUCUGAAGAAAGGCUUCUUAGUCUGUAACUCGAACUGUGCAGUCAUAGGGCUCGUCAUUCCAUUCGCGGCACUACAGGCUAAAUUCGGCCCGGUCGAUUGUGUGAGCGUCGUCACCAUGCAAGCCGUGUCGGGAGCAGGAUAUCCCGGUGUAAGCAGCAUGGACAUCAUAGAUAACGUAGUGCCAUUAAUAUCUGGCGAGGAAGAUAAGCUAGAAACUGAAGCACAGAAGAUUCUAGGGAAUGUCAACAGCGACAUCACAGGGUUUGAGGACCAGAGAGAUCUGCGGGUGAGUGCGGCGUGCAACAGGGUACCUGUGCUAGAUGGCCACACCGCUUGCGUCAGUUUGAGAUUUGCGAAGAGACCUCCUCCAAAUGCGGAUCAGGUCAAGGCUGCGAUGCGGGAGUAUGUGAGUGAGGCUCAGAAGCUAGGAUGUCCGAGUGCGCCCAAGAAUGCGAUCGUAGUUAUGGAGGAGCCCGAUCGGCCUCAACCAAGAUUAGACAGGGAAACCGACCGAGGCUAUGCAGUCAGUGUAGGUCGCAUCCGGGAAGAUGAGAGUAGGAUUUUCGAUAUCAAGUUUGUUGCGUUGAGUCAUAACACUGUCAUUGGCGCUGCCGGGUCUUCAAUAUUGAAUGCUGAAGCGGCUGUGCUCAAAGGAUACGCGUAGAUGAACUCUGGCAAUUGCAUGUGGAUGAAUUGGAUUAUUAGAAUUAUAGCAUAUAGAUAAAAGCAUAAUACUAGUUGUUGAACUCUG